Molecule: messenger RNA, 1776 nt
Organism: Ostrea edulis (European flat oyster)
Lineage: Eukaryota; Metazoa; Mollusca; Bivalvia; Ostreida; Ostreidae
Product: tetratricopeptide repeat protein 38-like
Exons: 13
Coding region: 126-1502 (458 amino acids)
Molecular function (GO): protein binding
Source: RefSeq, a predicted model, not a curated record
UUUCAGCAGAAAACUGUGAUUGUGUAAGCGCUUGGAGCGGAAUUCCGUUGUUCAAUAAUUGGGACGUGUGGCCAUUCGUGCUCAUAUCAACAAAAAUAAAAGAUUUUCUGAAAACGCGAGAAAAUAUGACGACUCGUUGGAGAGAUUGUAAGGGUUGGAUAGAUUCCAAUUUACCGAUGACGUCUUCUAGCGACGAAGCCUGCAAAUUCUUUGAUGCAGCCAUUAUACAGAUGACAAGUUUGUACGAAAACAGUGAGUUAGGUGGUAUAGGAAAUACAUUGAAACAAAUGAUGGAAGCAGAUCCUGAUUUCGUUUUGGGUCAAGUUUUGGUGAAUACUCUGAAAUAUUCUGGUUCUCAGAGUGAUAGGGACGCUGUAACCAAGGCACUGGACGGGAUCUCCAAUCUAGCCCUGAAACAGAAAGUGACAGACAGAGAACGGAAACACGUGACUGCCCUGAAACUUGUGACAGAAGGACAAACUUUGCAAGUUGUGGAGACUUACAGAGAUAUCCUUACCGAUUCUCCAACAGACCUGAUGGCGUGUCUGUUUGCUUUCUUUACAUAUUAUGAACUCGGGAUGUCUAAGGAAAUGCUCGACAUGAUGAAAUUUGUGGUGGAGGCAUACAGUUCAGAAACACCAGGAUACAGCACCAUCCUCGCCUGGAAAGCCUUUGCUCACGAAGAAAACUCACAGCUCGUGGAAGCCGAACAAGAAUCAUACAAGAGCCUGGCAGUUUCAUCUGGGGAGACAUUUGCAAUCCAUACGAUGGCACAUAUCCAUCUAGAAAGGGGCAUGCUGGAUGCUGGUUUGGCAUUUCUUCAAAGUAAAGCUAAAUAUUGGGAGUCUUCAAAUCUGGCCUGUCACAUAGCAUGGCACGAAGCUCUGUUUCUUUUGGAAAAGGGACAAUUUGAUGAUGCAGUCAAAAUAUUUGAUGAAAAGAUAAUAACCCGAGCUGCCACUGGUGGAAAUUUCAAUGAUGCUUCGUCAUUAUUGUAUCGAUUGUCAUUUGAAGAUGUACGAGUUCCACAGCGAUGGAAAAGUGUCCUUGGACUUGUAGACAAGUUUUAUGAACAACACAGAUGGAUAUAUAUUGACGCACACAUCCUCUUUACUUUAUAUCGAAAUGGGGAAAAAGAGCGAGCAAGUGAAAUGCUGGAGAAGUUGAAAAGUUUCGUCAAAGAUACCACUGGAACAAACGCCCUAGUGACACGUGAUGUUGGUAUUCCGCUAUGUGCUGGAAUAACGGCGUUUGAGGAGGGACAUUAUGAAACAGCAACUAAUUGCCUCAACUCAAUUCGAACUACCCUACACACAAUUGGAGGAAGUAUUGCACAGAGGGACACAUUCGUACAGCUGUUAAUCCAUUCUGCUAUAAAGUCCCCUAAUCCGGACCACAAGACCCUGGCGAGGACAAUACUUAAUGAGAGAAAGACAAAACGUGCAGACGAUCCUCUGGGUGAUCGUCUGAUGUCUCUUCUAGAAAACAAUGCUUCCGAUUAGUGUAUAAAGUAGCAUACCUGAUAUACGAAAAUGCUGGUACUAAGACAUAGACGGAUCUAUAAACAGAUAAUGACGCAUUUGCAUAUGGAGUAUGUAUCCCGACAGAUAGUUGCCUCUUAGUUAUGAAUAAAGUAAAUGAAUGUAUUCAACUAUACAUUCGCCACAUGUUGCAUUUUGUCCAUUUAUGACAAUAUAUCUGGAAAAAAUAUUGGCUUUGAAUAUGUAUAUAUACUACAUACAUGCACAUUAUAUCCCAAUGAAAGAAGUAAUGCUU